Aureobasidium uvarum is the source of this 810-nucleotide messenger RNA. Lineage: Eukaryota; Fungi; Ascomycota; Dothideomycetes; Dothideales; Saccotheciaceae. The record is from the annotation of a GenBank genome assembly.
AUGAACGUACGAAAACUUCUCGAAUCAAUCCCUGAGCGCCAACGUGGUUAUGAAAGGUACUCAGAAGGCGAUUGCAAGCUGCGCGCAAAGAAGGGAUAUGAUCCUCGCACUGGCCGUUCAGUGAUGGUGUUCAAGAGAAGUGGCCCGGGCAGAAAGCAGGAACCUUGUGGCAUGCCGAACUGUCCGACUUGUGGUGUCUUCUGGCCUGACCAAGUCAGGNNAAUGGACAUGGAAGAUCUCGAGAGAACUAUUCCGGGCCUCGUCUCGGAUCAGCCUUACACCUCAAGUGCACGCAAGGCUAUGUUUGGUCCUUCUGCACCCUCGACGACUGGAUCCACCACUUCGACCCUCACCGAAUUCACCGAGAUCUCUGAGAUCUCUCAGGAGCUGCUGGGUCACGCCUCCGGGCCUGGCAUUCUCACACCUUCGUCAACAUGUUCUUCUGUCACGUUUUACGCGUCCAUCUUCAACAACAUUGGCAGACAUCGACGAAGACUUCGCAUCCCUCAGGGGCAGUNNCUGGCUGCAUCAUCGUCCAUCUCGACUUUGACCGAAUUUACCGAGCAAAGCCGUCGCUGUAGCAUGUCGAACGGCUCUGCUGCAUCAGCUGCUACCUCUUCGAGCGCCAUAUCCACCUUGACCGACUUCUCGGGGCUCGAUUCUUCAUCAUCAGUCUCCACUGCACCGAGUAGUCUCUCGUCGGUUCCACCUACCAUGUCUACAGUCACUACCGCCACUACCAUCUCCACCACGCGUCCGUAUAAGAUGGUGAAGGUCAAGAAANCACAGAGCAAUGAUCGAGAUGUCUGA